AUGUCAACUGAUCAAAAAUGCGACUCUCUGGAAGGGUAUUUUGCUGAUGACACUUCCCAUGAAGCUCAACCGAAGAAGGUUAGUUCGAUAGGUAUUAGAAAGAGUGAACUCCUAAUGAAGCAGUAUAAUCACUGGGUUUUUAAGGUAACAUUUCUCUUUACUACCUUCUUAGUUGCCUAUGCCUAUUCUUUGGAUUCAAGUAUAAGAAGCACAUAUCUAGCAACUGCUACAUCAUCAUAUUCUCAACAUGCUUUAUUAUCAACUGUUAAUGUUAUAAAAGCCGUUGCAGCUGCUGCAUGUCAGCCAACUUAUGCCAGACUUUCAGAUACGUUUGGAAGAUUGGAACUAUGUAUUGUCGCAAUUAUUUUCUACUCAGUUGGAACAAUAAUCAUGUCGCAAGCAUAUGAUAUUUAUAGAUACGCAGGAGGAUCUGUUCUUUAUCAGAUCGGUUAUACAGGUAUGAUUUUAGUGGUUCAUGUUAUCUUAGCAGUUUUCAGCAACUUAGACUGGAGAUUGUUCUACUAUUAUGUUGCAGGCUUACCCUUUAUAAUCAAUACGUGGGUUUCUGGUAAUGUUGCUGCAAGUUCUUUGCAACACUACUCUUGGAAUUAUUCAAUUGGAAUGUGGGCUUUCAUUUUUCCAUUAUCUGCUUUGCCAUUUUUAGGUUGUUUGGUUGUAAUGGCAUGGAAAGCUUCCAAAACAGAUGAAUGGAGGAGCCUUAGGGAAGAAGAAAGAGAGAUCAACAAGUGGAGAUCGUGGAAAGAUAACUUACUUGUGGAUUUAUUUUGGAGAAUUGACAUUGUAGGUGUUCUCCUCAUUAUUUGCAUACUUGGUUUUAUUUUGGUCCCACUAACUAUAGCCGGUGGUGUCGAAGAAAAAUGGAAGCAUGGCUAUGUCAUAGCACCUUUGGUUAUAGGCUUUGUAUUAAUAGUGCCCUUGGUUUUGUGGGAAGCUAAAUUCUCAAAAUAUCCUGUUCUUCCAUAUGCUCUUUUAAGAGAUCGUGGUGUUUGGUCAGCUUUAUUCAUAUCUUUAAUGAUCAAUUUGGUUUAUAUGAUGCCAAAUGAUUACAUGUAUACUGUAUUGGUUGUUGGUAUGAGGGCCAGCAUUAAAGCUGCAACCCGAAUCGACUCUUUGUUCGAUUUUGUUGCCACAAUCGUGGGGCCCUUAGUUGGAUUGGCUGUUGUGAAAUAUAAAAGGUUGAAAGGAUUCGUAAUUUUUGGUGUAGCUUGUUGGAUUAUUUCAAUGGGAAUUCUUUUGCACUUUAGGGGAGAUAAUGAUGGCGUUGAUUCACAAAAAUUCAUCAAUGGUGUUAUUGGUGGGUUAUGUCUUAUGGGAUUUGGGGCAGGUUUUUUUACCCAUGGUGCUUAUGUUUCUAUUCAAUUAUGUACCAACCAUGAAUACAUGGCAGUAGUGAUCUCAAUAUACUUGGCUUGCUUCAAUGUCGGAAUGGCAUUGGGCUCUUCUAUUAGUGGGGCUGUUUGGACUAAUACUUUAUACUCAAACAUUGUUGACCAAUUUCAGAAAGCGGGUGUGGAUACGAGUCUAGCUAAGUUAGCUUAUGCAUCACCUUUGAGCUUCAUUGUUGAAUAUAAAUGGGGUAGCACUGAGAGAAUAGCGCUUGCAAUAGCAUAUAGUCAUACUCAAAGGAUUCUCUGUAUUGUUGGUUUGGUUUUAUGUUUCCCAUUAUUAUUCGACACAUUUUUGUUGAGGGAUCAUAAGCUCGAAAGUGUUCAAUCCUUAGAAACGAACGAAGAGCAAUGUGGGGAACAAGAAGUUGUCGUUAACAAAAAUGAUGAUGAUGUCAUUACAAAAAAGCUUUUGGCUUUUUUUAGAUACUCACGAAAGUAA
Priceomyces carsonii is the source of this 1848-nucleotide messenger RNA. RefSeq lists its product as uncharacterized. Gene Ontology annotation, cellular component: plasma membrane; vacuolar membrane; endosome. Bases 1 to 1848 code for a protein of 615 amino acids. Gene Ontology annotation, molecular function: siderophore-iron transmembrane transporter activity. The record is from RefSeq and is a predicted model, not a curated record. Lineage: Eukaryota; Fungi; Ascomycota; Pichiomycetes; Serinales; Debaryomycetaceae. The transcript has a single exon. Gene Ontology annotation, biological process: intracellular iron ion homeostasis; transmembrane transport.